UGUUACGUACUGUCUGGGAUUCGUUGGUGUUCGUUUGCUUUUGAGAAGAAACAAUUCCCGAUGGGUCACGCUUUUGUUUGUUUUUAUUUAUUGUCGUAAUAGGUUUCAUUUCGGUUAAUUGUUGUUCAAUAAGAAGCACUCUGCGUAAGUCAAAGUGGGGUAUCGUAGGACUUCGGAUCAUACGGGCCAAGAAGGUUAGUCGCCAUCUGCAAAGGAGCAUUGUACAGGUGGAGUCCUCAGCAAACUUCAGCAGUUUAACAGAUGAGUCGCUGAAGGUGCAGUCAUUGGUAUAAAAAGAGAAAAGGAGAGGAAACGGAACACAGCCCUGAGGAGGCCCUGUGCUCUAGAUAUUCAAGCUAUAUAAAGAUGACAGUUGCAAGAUUCCUCUGAACAAACAAACCUCUAGAAGUGAGAAAAGCAAUGAAUAAUAAAUCUAGAUGUGAAAGCUACAAGAGGGCUAAUGAAAGACAGCACCCGGAGAUGACUGAAAAGAAGAGACAUCCACAUGCACACUGUAGUAAGAGGGACUUGGACAGAGAUUCGGGAUUUUCAGAUGCAAGUUCAGAAUAUCUCAGUACAGUGGAACAUACAGACUCUGAAGAUGUACAGAAGCACCUGCCUCAGAAUGUAGGAUCUUGGUCACAGCAAGCCAAUGUUUCUGUUAUUGGUGGCACAUUCCCAGGACUGUCACCAGUGAUUGUUAUGAACAAUGUUCUUCUGAAAAAUCCAGAUAAUGCCAUCCAACAGUUUAAACCCUGGGCUUUCCAUCCCUCACUCGAAAUGAUCCCACAACCUCAGGUGGUCUUUUUGCAACCUGUUGUUUCAAAUCCUGGCAACCAGCAAAAGAUACUGAAGCAGAGAAAGCAGAGAUUGGGAAACUAUCGUCCAUUGUUAAAAUCCUAUCCAAAAAUAGCUCCACAUCCAGAAGAUAAAACAUCGAAAAAGGCCACUUCCUUCUCUUCUUCACAGGAGUUGCCAGCUAAAAGCAAAACAGCAGCAUAUAAUUGGGAAAAGGAAGAUAAUGCAAUAACCAUAGAAAGUAGUGCUUCUGUCGACAAGUGUUCUGUUGUCAACAUGCAUGAUGUAGGCAUCAAGCAGCCUUCACAUGACUGGCACCAGGCAAAGGAUGAUGUUUUAACUACUGAUGAAUCUAAUGAUGUAAUAGACAAACCUUCUGAAACCAGUUACUUUCAAGAAAAAAUGUCGCCUCAGUCUUCCAGUCCACCAGAAUUCAUAUCUACCUGCCCCUCAGUCUGUGAUCUUAAAAACAUUAGGAGUGAAGAGGACAGUACUGACAGUGUAUCACGUAUUAAAGAAAAUAAACGAAAACGUUUCUGCAAUACUUAUAACAUUCUCAGCAAGUCAGGAUUGCUAGGCAUCACUUUACGAACUAAAGAGUUAAUACGACAGAGCCGAAAAACCCAGAAUGAGUUGGAGCUUCUGAAAGAGCACACCAGCCUCUUUUUAGAAGUUGUUAAAAGUGGUGACCCAGAAGUACUGGCCAAGCUGCAGACAGCCAUGUUCAAGACAACCCACCUUGUAAGUGCAUCUCCAAAUGGAUGUAAUGAACAAAUGGAGGGAGCUCCCUCUUCACAAUAUUCUGCUAUGAACACGUGAUCAUUUUCAGUCAUGGCUGUCUAAUAAAAACUUGCGUAUUCUGUUAGACCUUAUUAAAGUGAUGCAUUGUUUUGCUACAUAAUGCAAAAUGCAUUUUCAGUCCUGUUGAUUGUUGCCAAAUCUCAGUGUUACUAGGUUUCAGAUAUGGUAAUGAUAAUAACAAAUAGAUUAUCCUGUAGUUGAUUGUAAAGCAGCAGAUCACUUGGAUGCACCUUGUAUGUUGACAACUUUGAAACAAUUCCCAAUGUCCAAUUUUGCUUUUUCACAUUUUUUUUUAAAUGAAUUUAAAUGCACUGUUUCUGACAGCUGUGCCUAAUAACGUAUACACCCUAUUGAAGUGUGUAACUAACCACUGGGAACCAUUUUGUAAUUGCCUUUCAUCAUUUGACAGUAAAGGACAAAGUUGGAGUCCAUGUGUACAUUUUAAUUUAAAUAUUAUUU
Polypterus senegalus (gray bichir) is the source of this 2058-nucleotide messenger RNA. RefSeq names its product CLOCK-interacting pacemaker a (gene cipca). Gene Ontology annotation, cellular component: nucleus. Bases 421 to 1617 code for a protein of 398 amino acids. Gene Ontology annotation, biological process: negative regulation of circadian rhythm; negative regulation of DNA-templated transcription. Lineage: Eukaryota; Metazoa; Chordata; Cladistia; Polypteriformes; Polypteridae. The record is from RefSeq and is a predicted model, not a curated record. The transcript is spliced from 5 exons.